AUGAAACGAGAGGAGAGGCUUACAACGGAGAAUGACGGCGAAGCUUUUCAUUCAAGUCCAAACCCAGAGAUUCAAGCGAUGAAUUCGCUAGUGAAGACGAAGAAGAUCUCAAUUACCAAUCGUGCAACGAAACAAUCUCACGGUGAACGAUCCACAGAUGGGAGACCAGAAGUAGACAGUGCCAUUAAACUAAGCUUUAUUCCACUUGUUUAUGAGCUUGUUCCCAUGUCUAUAAAUUCCCUUUUAGAAGUUUUCACAGUUCAUAGUGUGAGGAAUCAACCAAUGGUCAUAAUGCCAGUUGGCGAUCCGCCGAUAUUCCCAGUGAGAAGAGGAUAA
This is a messenger RNA of Ilex paraguariensis (yerba mate), 336 nucleotides long. NCBI's taxonomy places the organism in Eukaryota, Viridiplantae, Streptophyta, Magnoliopsida, Aquifoliales, Aquifoliaceae. The record is from the annotation of a GenBank genome assembly.